This is a messenger RNA of Diaporthe citri, 369 nucleotides long. RefSeq lists its product as uncharacterized. Bases 1 to 369 code for a protein of 122 amino acids. The record is from RefSeq and is a predicted model, not a curated record. The transcript is spliced from 2 exons. Lineage: Eukaryota; Fungi; Ascomycota; Sordariomycetes; Diaporthales; Diaporthaceae. Gene Ontology annotation, biological process: negative regulation of apoptotic process; protein stabilization.
AUGGCAGAGGAAAAGCAACCGCCAGGCCUUGUCGAAGGCGCCACCGGCGAAGUCGAGGAUGAAGUCCAGGACAAGGCAAAGUCCGCCGAGGACCGCAAGGCCGCCGCUGCGCUGUCCAAGCUCGAUGCGAGGGACGACGACGUCGCCGGCGCCUCCGUGGACCAGGAGGGCCUGAACAAGGCCAUGAACAAGCUCAGCGUGUCCAAGACGACAGAGAACAAGGACCUUAAGAAGGUCAAGGUCGACGCGGCCGACGUCACCUUGCUGGUGGACGAGCUCGACCUUACUAAGCCAAAGGCUACCGAGCUGCUCAAGCAGCACGAGGGCGACGCGGUAAAGGCCAUGAGGGCGUUCAUCGCGGUGAAAUGA